CAGAGCGAAGGGAGGGGAGAAAAUUGAGGAGAGGAAAAAGAAAGGUUCCUUCCUUUGGACCAGUUUGGUGGAUUUUGCCCCGGUCCCUGGCCUGCAGUUGCUGAGCAAUCGAAAUAGUGUCAUUGGGAUCCAUCUGACUUUCGACUUGAAACAAGGGUCAAAUUAUGCAACGAGUGUUUGUGUGAAGCUGUGAGAGAGAGAGCGAGAGAGAGAGAGAGACGCUUUCCUCAAAAUCUUUUCUUGUUUAUUAAGAAAAAUUAUUGAAAAUGAUAUCGCUAACAGACACGCAGAAGUUUGGAGUCGGAUUGACGGGAUUCGGGGUCUUUUUCCUCCUGUUUGGGGUUCUCUUGUAUUUUGACAGAGUGCUGCUUGGGUUUGGGAACAUCUUGUUAGUGGGCGGCCUCCCCUUCAUCAUCGGGCUGCAGAAGACCUUCCGGUUCUUCUUCCAGAAGCAGAAGGUGAAAGGCACCAGCUUCUUCCUGGCCGGGGUUCUCCUGGCGUUGCUUAGAUGGCCUGUCUUGGGCAUGGUCCUCGAAACCUAUGGCCUCUUCACACUCUUCAAGGGCUUCUUCCCAGUAAUAUCCAGAAUCCUGUCCAACCUCCCGGGACUUGGGUUUAUUUUCAAGCUGGUAAGCGAAUCCGACGAAAGCAAAUCUUUGGUGUGAAGACAAAAAAGUGAGGAGGGAGAGGAAAAAAAUGACAUUUAAAGGAGAGCUGGUGAAGAGGAUGAUUAUUCACGCCUCCUUUUCAUGGUCUGACGACUUUGCCGAUGAUUGAGGAUUUGAGCCGAUAAGAUCUAAGGGCCAGGAAGAGGUCAUUCAGCCCACGCCAGACACAAGCCUGUACCACCGCGUUGAAAGGACAUUCCGCAGCAACUCUGUGCCACUGGGAUGAACCAACGGUCUUGUGUGGCGUGUUUAAGGUACCCAUGCACACCAUCCUUUCAAGAACAAAUGAGAUAGGUUGCUGUUAGGAAAUAAUAUAUGGGGACACAGUAUAUAGUUCGGGACACGACAUGUGCAAACGACUGCUCGGAUGGUGGAAGGCGAACUGGAUGGACCUUGGUCUUCGUUUCUCCAGCAAAUUCUUAUGUUCUUAUCCUCGUCUCCUCCUGCCCACAUUCACUCCCUUCAUCGCUCCCUCCCUCCCUCCUCUCGAGGGUGAAUCCUGUGACACGUGUCCAGCUCUGCUCCCGUCGAAACGAUUGACAGCCUCAAGGCAGUAAUUUAGACGGAUGUCCGUCGGAAUGCUGAAAUUUUAUUGAAUUCAUAAUUAUAUUUAUUUGAGAUGAACGACACCUGCUGCCUGUGCAUUGCGUUCACUCUGUCCUCAAUGAGUAUUUCACUCGAUGCGCUAUCUAAAUGUAAUUUUGCUGUUGUUGUUGCAUCUGCUCACGGAGGUAUGUUUAAUGGAAUAAAGUUGACACCGUUCGCGGA
Messenger RNA from Callorhinchus milii (elephant shark), 1436 nucleotides. Its product is annotated as vesicle transport protein GOT1A. The transcript has 5 exons. The record is from RefSeq and is a predicted model, not a curated record. Lineage: Eukaryota; Metazoa; Chordata; Chondrichthyes; Chimaeriformes; Callorhinchidae. Bases 267 to 665 code for a protein of 132 amino acids. Gene Ontology annotation, cellular component: endoplasmic reticulum; membrane. Gene Ontology annotation, biological process: endoplasmic reticulum to Golgi vesicle-mediated transport; retrograde transport, endosome to Golgi.